Colletotrichum siamense is the source of this 1398-nucleotide messenger RNA. Its product is annotated as Queuine tRNA-ribosyltransferase accessory subunit 2. The transcript is spliced from 2 exons. Gene Ontology annotation, molecular function: pentosyltransferase activity. Lineage: Eukaryota; Fungi; Ascomycota; Sordariomycetes; Glomerellales; Glomerellaceae. The record is from RefSeq and is a predicted model, not a curated record. Bases 1 to 1398 code for a protein of 465 amino acids.
AUGUCUGAUGCUACAACCUGCAACGGGGCGAGAAAACAGGACGACAUGAUUUUCGAUAUCUUAAAGAAGUCCGCCGACGGUGCGGCGGCAGCUCGUCUGGGAAGGCUAGUGCUCCCCAAUCGAAGGCCCAUCGAGACGCCCAACUACAUUGCGACGGGCUCACGAGUCAUCGAGAAGAAGAAACCUUCCGCACUGUCAAUACCUUCAGGGGACCAGAGACCGCUGCAUGCCUUCACCUGCUUGCCAGAUAGUAUCGCAACUGUCCUAGCUCCAAGGCGAAACCCGGCCAUCAAAACACCAGUAGGGAACAGGAACAAGACCAUCUCCAUCUUCACCUCGACCGGCUUCCGGAACCUCACUACUGAUGAUUAUUCCGCCGCCGUCGAGACACUCAGGCCCGAUAUCGUCAUUGGGCCCGCUGAUCUAUUCCACACGAGCAGCAUGCCACCGUCUAAGAAGCUUGUGCGCAUGGCCGAACGGACUGAGGAGUGGACCGACGUCUUUCUGAGUCCCAAGAGGCAGGAGAGGCUCAAGGAGCGUGGUGUUUCGGUCUUUGCGCCGGUUCUUGCCGUCCCGUACCAAAUCCAAUGGGAGCACCUUAGCCAUCUGGCAGACGACAUUGUCGACUCGCUCUCAGGACUGGCCAUCUAUGACAUUGACCUGUUGCCUGAUAUCGAGGAGAACUACAAGCCUUUGGUCCACCUGCCUCGGUUGUCCUUGCACAUUCCCGAGACACCGCAGGCUAUCCUCCGCCAGGUCUCUCUUGGAGUAGACAUUCUGACGGUCCCAUUCCUCAACACCAUCUCCGACGCCGGUGUGGCGCUCACCUUCACUUUCCCCCCGACAGACGGUGGCAUCCAACCUCUCGGUAUCGACAUGUGGCAACCAGACCACGAGACCGCGCUCGAACCCCUGAUGGAGGGCUGCCAAUGCUACGCCUGCACGACGCAUCACAGAGCUUUCGUCCACCACCUCUUGAACGCAAAGGAAAUGCUUGGAUGGACUCUUUUGCAGAUACACAACCACCAGGUACUGACAAACUUCUUCGCCGGCAUCCGGGCGGCGCUGCAGGCGGGCUCCGAUAAAUUUGAGGAGGUAUCGGAAAAGUUCGUGGCCACUUACGAGGCGGAGCUGCCGCAAGGAACCGGCACCAGGCCGAGAGCGAGGGGGUACCAUUUCAAGGGCGAGGCGAAUCCUAGCAAGAUCAACCCGUCCACGUGGCAGAACUUCAGCGACGGUAGCUCCGAUGCUGGGGCGGAGGUGGGGGUGAUCGCUGGUGAGGCCAAGGUCGCGGCACAAGAAGGAGCAGAGACACCACUUGUUCCUGAUAUCAGCUCAUUGGAACUCCAGGAAAAGGGUUUCGCUGAGUUGGCUGAGGAGAAACCAAAGUCCACAUGA